This is a messenger RNA of Condylostylus longicornis, 648 nucleotides long. RefSeq names its product DNA primase small subunit-like. Gene Ontology annotation, biological process: DNA replication, synthesis of primer. Gene Ontology annotation, cellular component: alpha DNA polymerase:primase complex. NCBI's taxonomy places the organism in Eukaryota, Metazoa, Arthropoda, Insecta, Diptera, Dolichopodidae. The record is from RefSeq and is a predicted model, not a curated record.
AUGAAUUUGUAUUAUGACCGGAUAUUCCCAUUCAAUCUUUUAUAUAAAUGGUUAACACAUUCAAGUAUGAACACGACGGCCAACUCGAUAGAUUCUCUCUCUUUUGUAGAAGAUGGAGAUUCACAAUUGUUGUCAUGUCGUGAAUUUUCAAUGAGCGUAUCUCGUGAUGAGGACGAAUUCUAUAUGAGAUGGCACUCAUUCCCAAAUGGAGAGGCAUUGAAGAAAAAACUCUUGUCAAUGUCUCCUCCCCCUCAUAAAAUCGACAUUGGAGCAAUUUACAGUCUACCAGUAGGUCGUGCCAAGAUUUUGAUGAAAGUUUCUCAAAAAGAGUCAGGAAAUCAUUUUUUUCCGAAAGAAAAGGAAAUUGUUUUGGACAUCGACAUGAAUGAUUAUGAUGAGAUUCGCACUUGUUGCAAAGAUAAGAAAAUUUGUCAAAAAUGUUGGAGAUUUUUGGUCAUUGCGAUGGACAUGUUGGAAGCAACAUUACGAGAAGAUUUGGGGUUUCGGCAUCUUCUAUGGGUGUUUUCUGGCCGCAGAGGCGUUCAUUGCUGGAUUUGUGACGCAGCAGCUAAAAAAUACCCAACUGUUUACCGCCAAGCCCUCGCUGAUUAUCUUAAUAUCGUUACAGUGAGGAUCAAUUCUCAUUAA